AUGGCGCUCCUGGCCGCCGGGACCGCUUAUCGUCGCCACGCCCAGCUUCGGGCCGUGACCGAUCCCGCGAUCGAUCGCGCGGCCGGUCAGACCGUGGCCGCGGUCGAUAUGCAGGUCCGAGACGAAGCUCCCGGGACCGUGACGACCGGCGGGGUCAUGACACGCGCCGGGAGUAUUCCCGCAACGACGAGCCAUCGCGAGAAACGCGAAGUCGAGAUGAAGAACGCCCAAUCUCAAGUCCGCGGCAUCGCAACGCGGACCGAGCUUCAAGCCACGAUCGGCGUCCCGCCCACCCCCGACAAGCGAGUCCACGGCGCGACGACCGCCGCCGAAGCCCAGCGCGGCGCCCAACCUCGCCCGCGCCACCAUGGCUCGGCCUCCGAUACAAAGGCGCCCGAGCCAACGCGGCGUCGAGACGACGACCACAAACCGCGCGAAGCAGUCGAGUCGUCUGCGACAGCGAAGGAGGCGAACGAGGCGAACGAGGCAACAAAGGACCGUCGCCGCAAAGACACUGAAGAGAAAAAGUUGAUCAAGCGACACCACACAGUGUACGACGAGUCAAGCGAAGCGUACUGGAAGAAGCACCACGAGGCCAACCGUAUGGACAUCAAGUGGCUCGUCUGGCAGGCGGACGCCGACAUCUCAGGCUUUAUGGCCGACUUUGCUGCCCAAGAAUUGGCCAACAUCAGCCAGCGCAUCCAAAGCCACGAGCACCAGCUGGCGCAGUGGGAGCGCGGCGACGACCUCCCUGAUCUCAACAACCCUUAAUCCCCCAUUGUUGUAUUCAGAUGAUGACUCCUAGC
This is a messenger RNA of Saprolegnia parasitica CBS 223.65, 806 nucleotides long. RefSeq lists its product as hypothetical. NCBI's taxonomy places the organism in Eukaryota, Oomycota, Saprolegniomycetes, Saprolegniales, Saprolegniaceae. Bases 1 to 771 code for a protein of 256 amino acids. The record is from RefSeq and is a predicted model, not a curated record. The transcript has 6 exons.